CGUCAAGGCGACUGGAUAAGCCAUGAUUCAGGUUUUACGAAAUAUCACUCUAUUGCUUUUGCUUCCAGUGCUUUAUAGUUUUAGCGAAUCCCGUUGCAGCAUGUGAGUUGUCAAGUUUUUGUUGUUUUUGGUUAUCGUAGUUUCUUCUUACUUACCGCUUUAUUUUGAUGGCUUUUUUAACUUAGCUUCAAAUCAACGGCUUCAGACUCUACUCAUUCAUUUUUUUAAAAACUUACACAAGCAGUUGUAAAACGCGACUAAUUUCUUAGUAAAGAUGUCCGGUCCUGAUUUGCCUCUAUUCGUUAAACGAAAGCUCGAGACCUUACAGUGCCCGGACGCAAACCCAUGCCUAUCAAAUUUUCCAAGAACGCUGUUGUGGCUCGAGGAGGAGAAGAUACGACUAUGGACGCCAGCAGAAAGAUCGAAACUCCGGGAAGUGAAUGCAGGCGGGAAGUGGUAUCGAGCUGCGCGCGAAUACCUCAAGGAGCUAGGUACUUGAUAAAGUUGCGAUUCCUAGAAGCACGACGAGGGGACUGUAUUAAAGGAUUGGAGAGUCUUACGAUUAUUCAUAAGGUUUCUACUAUAAGGUCUCUCAACAGGUAAGUGCAAUAUGUAAGAGUUCAAGUGUGCUUCAAAACAGCACAGGUAUAGACGAGCAACUUGCGGAAAAACUCCAGGAUAGAGAUGUAGCGACUAAGGUCAGAGUCCUCGACCUGCUGACUUCUAUGGCUGUGCACGAUGAGUACCAAGAUGCAGCUGCCGAGGGAACAGUAGUGCGCAUGGAUCCUCAGAUGGAAGCGGAAAAUGACGAGGAAGUCAUAGACGACGUCGUAGGCCGAAAGGAGAGAGGGCUAGCGCUGGAUCAGCUCGUUGAGCCGUUGAAUCUGGUACAUUUCCUGCUCUAUUCUAAAUUCUUGCGCCGCAUGCUGGCACCAGUAUUUCAUUGUAAAAAGUAUUAAAAAUGAAGAAGAAGUGCAUGAUGAACAUUUAUGGAUUCAUCGUGAAGGAAGAUUUCUAACUAAGCGUCCGUGGUGAUAACCAUAUUAACGUUUAAAUGUCUAUGUUGUGCAAAUCAUCACAGCUUUUUUCGCAAAACGGUUUGCCGACGUUGUCCGCCGACGUAACAGAGGAUGACAUAGCUGCUGCUGUUGGUAUCGUGCAUGCGCGCCUCUUCCCUCCGGCAGUAGGGAAACCAGACACCGUCGAUCUGCAGAAAGUCCCCACUGGUGUGGAGGGCCUUAAUACAGCAUCUUCAUCAAGAGGAUUGCAGGAGGCAGUAGCAAUAUUACGCUUCCUUCAUAACCAGAACAUGCGAAAUUUCCAGGCGCAGAUUAACGACACCAUAAACAGCCUACAGCAAUUCACGGCCGAUCCAAAAACUGAUGGAGCGAUUGGGAGAGUUGGGAGAUAGCAAUUAGCAAGCAUGUUUUCUUCGUAUUGAAGUCUCCCCAGGAGCACAUGCUCACAACAAACUCACUUGCUUGUUUCUCAUACUUUAUAAUUGGCCCCAUCCCACAAUACAUUCAAUCACAUAAUAACGCAUCCAAAAGACGCAGAAGCUGAUGCAGCGGCAAUCCAGCAUUGCGGUUGCUCUAAAAAGGGGACACUCACUGUUUUGGGGACAGGCAAUGCGUAGGCGUUGCCGGAAACACGAAGUUUUGUGUAUUUGAAGCAUUUAAAAUAGAUGCG
This is a messenger RNA of Amoebophrya sp. A25, 1689 nucleotides long. Lineage: Eukaryota; Dinophyceae; Syndiniales; Amoebophryaceae. The record is from the annotation of a GenBank genome assembly.